GCUAUUAUUUAUUUCAGUUUUGUGGACAUUCAUGGAUAUUUACCAAUAUGAUCAUCAGAUUCCUUUCAUUUGGGGAAGAUUCUGUUGCAGAUACUUUUCAUUCUAUUGGGCUGGUGAUGCGUAUUUGCCAGCUAGCAUCCAUACUAGAGCUUCUGCAUAUUUGGUCUGGCAUUGAGAAGGAUCAGUUUUUUCCAAGAUUCUUACAGAUCACAGAAAGAAUUGUCAUCUUAUUUGUUGCCAUAGCAAGUCAAGAAGAAGUUCAAGGGAAAGGCAUUGUAUGUGUCUUGUUUUUCCUUUGGAGUUGCAUUGAUGUCAUCAGAUACACACACUGCAUACUAUUGGAGAGAGGGAUAUACUUUCAAGGACUAGCUUGGCUCUAUCAUUCACUGUGGAUUCCUUUCUAUCCUCUCUCAGUUUUGGCUCAAGCAUUUGCCAUAUAUGAAUCGUUGCCUCACUUUGAAACCUCAGGCACUUACUCCAUCCGAAUACUCUUUCCAUUGGAUCUAACUGUUUACUUUCCCUACGUACUGAAAAUGUACAUGGCAAUAUUGUUUGGUGGUGCCUAUUUCAUUGUUCAGUAUCUUUAUAUGGAGCGGAAGACUCAUCUAAGAAGCAGCAACAUCAAAGAGAAAAGCAGCUAA
This is a messenger RNA of Protobothrops mucrosquamatus (brown spotted pit viper), 641 nucleotides long. It is a transcript of the gene HACD4, whose product is annotated as 3-hydroxyacyl-CoA dehydratase 4. Gene Ontology annotation, cellular component: endoplasmic reticulum membrane. Gene Ontology annotation, biological process: very long-chain fatty acid biosynthetic process; fatty acid elongation; sphingolipid biosynthetic process. The transcript has 6 exons. Gene Ontology annotation, molecular function: 3-hydroxyacyl-CoA dehydratase activity. The record is from RefSeq and is a predicted model, not a curated record. Bases 48 to 641 code for a protein of 197 amino acids. Lineage: Eukaryota; Metazoa; Chordata; Lepidosauria; Squamata; Viperidae.